This is a messenger RNA of Salvelinus namaycush (lake trout), 2054 nucleotides long. RefSeq lists its product as uncharacterized. The transcript has 5 exons. NCBI's taxonomy places the organism in Eukaryota, Metazoa, Chordata, Actinopteri, Salmoniformes, Salmonidae. The record is from RefSeq and is a predicted model, not a curated record. The coding region runs from base 776 to 1423 and encodes 215 amino acids.
GUUCUCCCACUUAAAAAGAUGAGAGAGGCCAGUAAUUUUCAUCAUAGUUACACUUCAACUAUGACAGACAAAAUGACGUCCUUCGUGUCAGGAAACCUGCAUCUGAAAAGAGAGAGCGCAGCGAAACAUCUCGCGGCGGUAUAUCCAGUGCAAAGAUCUGUACCUGUUGAGACAGGAGAAACCAUCAGGCACGGUGUCAGCAGCCUUGAGGCAGCAAGUGCUGCUGCCUGAGGAGGAGAAGAGGAGGCAGCUGAAAAUAAAGAUAAACACCGCAUACUUCAUUGCGAAAGAACAAGAACCUUUCGUCAAAUUUGGGCCGCUUAUCAGACUCCACCACAAAAACGGAGUUGACAUUAAUUCCACAUACGACAAUGAUGUAAGAUGUGCGGAGAUGAUCGGUCAAAUUGCUGACAUAAUGAGAGAGCCUGUCAGCGAAGCUGAAAGCCGCGAAGUAUCUUGCGGUUCUAAUAGACGGAGACUGAUAUAUCCAACACCGAAUGCGAGAUUGUCUGCGUACGCUUGUUGGAGGAUGGGAAGCCAGUCAAUCCCUUGGUCGGACAACAGACCCUUGAGCACUCUCAUGCCAUUGGUGAGUUGUUCCUCUUCAUAGGCUUUGUUCUUGUGUAAAGUUUAAUCAUUAUUCAUAAUGGAGAUAAUUUAGUUUGUCAGAAAUACUUUUGUAUGAUUGUUUUUUUGUGAUGUCAUUCGAGGUGUUUUGGAUGCUACCAAGGCCACAUUUUGUGCUGUUUGCCCAGAGGAGGAUGGAGGGUCAUGGAUGAAGAAGUGCAUCUCCUUCGGGGCAGAUCGUGCCUCCGUGAACAUGGGCCACCGUGGGGGAGUGAUUGCCCACCUGCAGAGAGAGGCGGGGGGGCAUAUAAUCCCAAUCCACUGUAUGCCACAUAGACUACAGCUGGCAAUACUGACCAUUCAGAAGAAAGAGCCAAAGGUGUCUGUCGUGUACGAUCUUCUGAAUCUGAUAUGGAAGACGUAUCACUUCAGCGGAAAAUGCAAACAAGAGUUCUAUGUUCUCGGGCAAGAGCUCGGUGUGGAUAUUUGCACACUGUCUAGCGUCAAGGGAACUUGCUGGAUCCCCCAUGUCCACAGAGCCCUCAAAAUGUUCCUACGGCAUGGACAAGACAAGGACCUUGCCACUGACGAAGGCCAGUGCACCGUUGUUCGGCAGCACAUGGAGCAUCUGGCCGUAGCAUCAACAACAGCUGAAGUUCAAGGGCGGUCAAAGGGAAUAACACUGAAGGGGAAUCUGAAAGGCUUCACGGACCUCCAGCUGAAUCCCCAGCUGAAGCAGCACAUGGAGGUGGCCAUCAACAUCGGCGUGGAUGAUCUCAAAGCCAGGUUUGGUGGUUUGCUGAAGGAUGAGGUUGUCCAGACCCCCAGUGGAGUCUUUCAGAGUGCUAAACCCUGACACAUGGCCAGAAGACCAGGCCAGCCUCCUCACCUUUGGCGAUGAUGGUGUGGCAUACCUGAUGAGGCAUUUCAUGGAGCCUCUAGAGAGAUCGGGGUGGAACAUGGUUGGAAUCCAGGAUGAGUGGCAGAGGCUGAAAAUCCUGGUCAGCCACAAUUUCAAGGACAAGUCCUACAGUGGCCUGUGGGAGACCAUGUUGACAAAGGACCCCUACAGGCACUAUUACAAGAACAUACUGGAGUUGGUGCAGCUUAUGCUGGUGCUGCCCAUUUCAGCUGCCCAGUGUGAGCUAGGCUUCUCUGCGCAGAAGCGGAUUAAGAAUUCGACAAGAAGCUGCCUUGGUCUCCACCACCGAAGACCUGAUUAGGAUCAGCCUGGAGGGGUCUUCUGUCAAGGAGUUUGAUCCCACUCCUGCCGCGGACCGCUGGCUGACCUCUAAGCGUGCCAGACGGCCAACAUACAAAAGCAGCUGGACAACUGAUAUCCUUUGCGUCAAGUAGGCAUGGGUCAAUGUGUGAUUUUGGUGGUAUGUGCUGUUCCACAGAUGUGUCCCUUAGUACACGCUCACACACACAGUAUAAAUAUGUAUGUAAUAAAUUGUUUGUUAAUAAACUCUGUGUUACAUUUCUCA